Molecule: messenger RNA, 561 nt
Organism: Nematolebias whitei (Rio pearlfish)
Lineage: Eukaryota; Metazoa; Chordata; Actinopteri; Cyprinodontiformes; Rivulidae
Gene: lrmda
Product: leucine rich melanocyte differentiation associated
Exons: 5
Coding region: 1-561 (186 amino acids)
Biological process (GO): melanocyte differentiation
Molecular function (GO): protein binding
Source: RefSeq, a predicted model, not a curated record
AUGAGCGCUGCGCCUCGAGUGCGCGUCUGCGUGCAGGUCCUCGCUCUGUCCUCCCGAAGCAGGAACUGGGAGGUUCUGAAGAGCAACUCUGACCCGCCGAGCUGUCACCAGGAGGAUAUUCUUCUUAUUAUGGCUCACAACGAGUCGCAGGUCAAUUUAAAUGGGACUCAAGUUUCAUACAUUGGACACGACGCUGAGGAGAUUCCGUACUUCCUUGGAGACACAUACGGACAGUUUGCCAAACGACUGGAUCUGAGCUUCAACCAGCUCAGGUCACUGGCAGGCCUCAAAAUGUUCACUGAGCUGGAAGAGCUGGUCGUCGACAACAAUCAGCUUGGAAAUGACCUCCAGUUGCCCAGGUUACCCAACCUGCACACCCUGACACUCAAUAAGAACCAACUGACUGAUAUCGAGGCCCUGCUGGAACACUUAGCUGAUUUGACCCCAUCACUCCAGUACCUAAGCCUGCUGGGGAACGAGGCCUGCCCCAACCAGCUGGUUAGCCCGGAUAAAGACGAGGACGACUAUCAGCGAUACAGGUCUGUUACUAAACUGUCAUGA